GCUACCGUUGGCUCCGACGGUUCAGGUGAAACUGUGCGCGGGAUUUCGGACAUUUAAAACGUCAGCAGAAAAAAAAUUUAAUGCUCCUGAGAUUUUCAUGGCCGAAAAGUUUUACGAUAUUUCGCAGACCAUUUGUUCCAUAAUGUGAGUGAUUGAUUGAUGGGGUGAUUGAUCUGUUGGUGCGAGCUUUAUUGAUGCUUGCGGAACAAUAUUAUCGGGAUGGUGACGGAGGGACGUUGGAGAAACAAUGAAAAGUUGUUAUAGAGUUGAACUAUGACCCAGAGAGGACCGUGAUGCGACUCCGUGAUUGGAUGGCCCUCGUGGCCUUUUGGACAAUUUCGGUGAAUGGUGAUACAGCGAGAGAUUUACCUCAAGAUAACCCAUCUGUCACUCUUCCCACGAGAUAUUACGAUACAAUACACGAAAAUGCGGUGGUUCACAGUAUCGAGUUGAGCUUAUUAGUUGCUCCAGUGGGUACAACUGCGAAUGCUUUGAAGACAUCAACUUCCCAGAAUGAACCAUCAAGCCUGGAUUAUAUAAUCCAUCAGAUGCCCGGGGCUGUGAGCAUUGAGAGCAAAUUGCUAUCGGAAGUUGGCGAUACUGAUAACCCACGGAAAUUGCAAAACUCAAAAAUUAUUCAUGCUAAGUUGUCGGAAGUAAAUAAUUUGGAUGGGAAAAGUUUUGAGGAACUUCCUCGAGACUCAGAUCAGUCGAACUUUGAUGAAAAUAUGAGGAAUAAGAUCGACACAGGUGACGGUAAAUUCCGUCCGGUAUCACCCGUCAGUGAGACAAAUUUUCAAAACUUUCCCCUGAAUCCGUCAACACCAACAACGAGAUUAUCAAUGUUGCCGAUGAGUCGAAAAUAUGUUCAAUUAUCACGAGCCCUCCCAACCAGAGCUUUCCAUCUCAAGAAAAACGAAAAUAAUGUCGUGGAUUACGCGAGUGAAGUUAUAACUGAGAGAGAGAUAACAGGGCUGAUAAGACAAGAAAGUCCUGUACAGUCUGCUAUCUCCUCCAGAGGGGAGGAUUUUCCAGAAGAGAAGGAAGUCGUAGACCUUCAGAAAAUACCUGAAGAUGUGGAUCCGCCCGGAGGACUAUCACCGGAGCCUAUCGAUACGAGAAAGCCCUCCGGGGGUGGUCUGGACGCCCUAAACGAUGUCAGUGCUCUUGGAACCCACUCUCACCCAAAGACAAUUAUCGAUUCCCCGGCGGACAAAGAUGAUGUUCGUCCUAUUCAAUCAAAGGGCGAUACCUUCGACGGAGUUCCUUCGAAAAGGCCAGCUAACGAACCCAAAUUGGCCCUCUCAUUAUCAGCUGCCACCACUGCGUCAGCUAUUAGAGGCACCACCUUCACCCCCAAAGUUACCCCCGAAGCGCCGAAAGAAUCCCUUAUUCCAGCCACCUCCAGACCGACAAUAAAAAAUGAUCAUGAAUCAGAAUGCGAACACGCGAACACCGACAUUAUUACCCGUACGCUACGUGACACCAUAAAAGAACGCACAUCCAAAUCCAAUAAAUCCAGAUAUCAUGAAAUCUCCGAGACACCGUCACUCGCUGUAACUAAGUCACACGCAUCCCCCGAGUUUCCACCCCCAGACACGAAGAAUAAAUUGAACACGAACACACCACCAACUUUCCCCGACGAGUGGUUGCAAUUCACUGAUGCAGAAGGUACCGUAUCUGAAUCAACUACAGACACUGAUAGUGCGGUUCCAUCUGUGCUUACACCUGAAAUCGAUAAACCCAAGAAUCCUGAAACUUACAUCAUUAAAUCACAUGAAGAUUCAUCCCUUACCACUGUAACAUCAGAACUCCAAGACACUGACUCAUGGGAUUAUGAUCGAUAUCCAGUGAAAACGGGAAAAGUUAACACAGUGGAAGAUUCAUUGAGCGUUGACAGACUGAUAAACGAGACGAAACUUUUGCAUCAGCGAGCUGGUAGGGGUGGCCCCGAUGAGAUAACAGUUGAGUCUUCAGCAUCACAAAUCACCGAACUACCAGAAUCCACCAUUCCACCAUCACCAGAUGUCUCGAACAAUCUUAUCAAAUUUCUGCGAAGUGCAUCAUCUGACAAUCUAACAAGACAAUCAGAUGUUAUUGACUCUGGGCUAAUGGCAUCACCACCAGCACCACCAGCAUCACCAUCGAUCAUCGCUGUGUCAUCACCACCAAAAAUACCUAUAUCUUCAUUCUACGAGAAGACAACAGCACAUGUUUACUAA
Diachasmimorpha longicaudata is the source of this 2222-nucleotide messenger RNA. RefSeq lists its product as uncharacterized. Lineage: Eukaryota; Metazoa; Arthropoda; Insecta; Hymenoptera; Braconidae. The transcript is spliced from 3 exons. The record is from RefSeq and is a predicted model, not a curated record. The coding region runs from base 294 to 2222 and encodes 642 amino acids.